ACAUACUUGAAGUGGUUCUCACAGUCCAAGAGGCCUCAUUCCUGGGAUUUUAAUCAGUGCACCAAAGGCUUUUCUAUAUUCAAGUGGGCACAGAAAGGAGGCUGAUUGCAAUAUUAGCACGGGCACAUCUUGAGCCUGAAGACCUGAGGGGAAAAUGAUCACUCACCAGUGAAGACGUAAAAGACCUAAUCUGCUUCUUGUGAUAGAGAUUUUAGCCCACUGCAGCUUUCAUACAAUAUGGCUAUAAAAGCGGAGGGUGCUCUGCAGAAACGUGAGGAACUCUGCUUGCUUGGGUAACCCAUCUAUAAGUAGAUUGUGAGGUCUUUUGCAAUGCUCAACCCACAUUUUGGAAUACAUCUUAAAAUGGAUAGAAGUGCAGAUUAAUCUUAUUACUUUUGAUGGAGACGGAGGCGAAGGAAGGAAGGAAGAGAAGAGCAAGAAAUAUCCCUACAGCUGAUGGUUUUAAAAUGAAGGCCGCCAGUGGAAGAAAGUGAGUGAAGAGAAUGAGGGAGACCACAGAGAAUCUACAUUUGCAUUUGAUGGAGCAUAAGAGACUAAGUUCUGCUGCGUACAUAUCUGAAUUUGAGUAAAAGAAGGACAUUGAAGUGGUUUUGGACAUUCUACACAGAACAAUCCUAGCCAGAGGAUUAAGCUCCCAAGGAACCCGCGCCUCUGAAGAAAGAACCUCUAGUUUGAGCUGAGAAUAACUGCUAGAGAAUGGCACUAUCUAAGAUGGCUUUGAAGAGAUUCAAAAUGAUUUUGUUUUUAAUUGUACUAUUGACCUCUACUUGUUUGUAUUUGAUUAAAAACGGUAUAUUCUGUUUAAAGGAGGAAGAGGCCACGUCACUGACUUUUAUAAUAGAGAGUGGAAACUUUUUGCAGUUGCCAGAUAUAGACUGCAGUAGGACUCCUCCGUUCCUGGUACUCCUUGUGACAUCGUCACAUGGCCAAAAUAAAGCUAGGAUGGCUAUCCGUCAAACAUGGGGGAAACACAGACUAGUUGCUGGCAACCGCAUUGUGACAUAUUUUCUUCUGGGAACCACCAGGAACCAAAAUGAUCAAACUGGUAUUAUUGCUGAAAGUCAGAAUUACAGAGAUAUUAUCCAGAAGGAUUUUAUAGACACAUAUUACAAUUUGACUUUAAAGACAAUGAUGGGAAUUGAAUGGGUUCACAAAUUUUGUCAUCAAUCCAGGUUUGUGAUGAAAACUGACUCAGAUAUGUUUGUCAAUAUCUUUUACCUGACUGAACUUCUUUUAAGAAAAAAUAGAAGUACUAGAUUCUUCACAGGCUUUUUAAAGACGAAUGAGCUCCCAAUAAGAAAUAGAUGUAGUAAAUGGUAUGUGAGUAAAGAUGAAUAUCCAGGAAGCACGUAUCCUCCAUUUUGUUCAGGGACUGGUUAUGUUUUCUCCACUGAUGUUGCUAGUCAGGUUUAUAAUAUUUCAGAAAGUAUCCCUUUUAUUAAACUGGAGGAUGUUUUCAUAGGACUGUGUCUUGCUAAACUAAAAAUCAAUCUGGAGGAACUUCAUUCAGAACUGACAUUCUUCCCAAGCAGGGUUGUGUUCUCUCUUUGUCACUUCAAGAAAAUUGUGACAUGCCAUCACGUGAAACCUCAUGACCUGCUGAUCUACUGGAAUGCACUGGAGAGCUCAAUGGAUGAAAAAUGCCCAGAUGUAUGAAAUAGCUGAGCUAACAAAGUGACACAAAAAAGCUACAGGACCAGCCUUUAGUAGGCUUACCACCUGGCCAGUAUUUGACUAGCCUGGCCCUUUUUUUAUGGAUUUGCCAGGUGCCAGAAAAAUAAUUUAAUCUGCCUUUUUUACAUGUGUCUAAAGAUUUGCAUUAAUAUCACCACAUUACACUCGGAUGUCUAAUGUUAAAAGUUUCUGUGUCCAGCUAAAGACGCUGCAGUGUUCCCACUUCCGCAGCUUAAGUAAGAAAAUGAUGUUAUCAAUCUUAUCUAUAUGUGCUCUCUCACUAGAUACUGUAAGUGGCUACUGGGGGCAGGAUGUGCAGAAUUGUCUUCUGGGGUGGGAGUGGUGCCGGUUUUUUUGCAUUUCAAAGGUGGUAACCCUAGCCUUUAGUCAGGCAAAACUUGGCCACUGAAGUUAGGCUGGGGACUUGUACAGUCAAAGAGACACUGAUAAAUAUUUUAAUCUCUUGCCCCUCUGCAAAUUUGCUGGUAUUUAUUUGCAAACACUGGAUUUUCUUGCAGGGCACAAACCAACAAAACCGCUUUGUCUCAGUACGAACACUUACAGUAAUGUCAGCAGAAGGCAGGGAAUGCUUACCUAUCAGUUGGUUCUCUCUAUCAUUUUCUCUGUUUCCUAACAUUAAAAGUUUACAGUCCAAAGUCCAUUCCCUGACACAUUAUAACAAGGUUAGGCCACACUCCUGUAAUGAGCUCUGUGUGAGCAGAGACAUGCAUCUGCAUGAAAUCCUUUACACUGCUGAAGUUGAUGGGGCUUUGCACAGUUGUACAGAUCUACCUAUUCAGAGCCUGUUGCAGGAGCAGGGUCUUAAGUUCCAUAGGUUAACUUCUGAGCCUUUAAGAUCACUGCAUUCGUUUUCUAUUAUACAUUUCACAUUUAAAAUCAUGCAUACAGGGCUUAAUCGAGAGCCCAAUGGAAAGAAAAAGUCAACAGUGCUGACAGAAUAUUGGAGUUGGUAAAUAAAUAAUGUAUUUCAACAUGCUAUAUUCCCCCUUCAAUACAAGGUGUAUUUUUGAAUUCAGAGGAAUUAGUAAAUACUGCAAAAUUCUAAACUCAAACAUCACAUUUCCCUUUAUGCUGAGAUUGUCAAAGGGGCUGAAGAGAAUGAGGUGCCGCCAUCAUAUUAAUGGGAUUUGGGUACUGACUCCAUCAGUCUCUUUUCAAAACCCCCAGCCUCAAUUGUUAUAAUUAUACUCAGGCCAUAUAUGUAAAAGCGGAAUGAACAAAAGGGCUAUUUGUAUAUAGUGUAUUUGAUGUAACAAAAUGUGAUUGUUUUAAAUUUGUCUAUUCUCCCCUUGAAUUUGCACAUGCAACUUUUUUAAGGCUGAUAUAAAAAGUAGGAUAGUCUUUACAUUAUUUGCAUAGAACAUAUAAAUAUCAAAUUAACAAAACUUAAUGUAUGAUACUAUUUUA
Chrysemys picta bellii (western painted turtle) is the source of this 3123-nucleotide messenger RNA. RefSeq names its product beta-1,3-galactosyltransferase 5 (gene B3GALT5). Gene Ontology annotation, molecular function: N-acetyl-beta-D-glucosaminide beta-(1,3)-galactosyltransferase activity. The record is from RefSeq and is a predicted model, not a curated record. Lineage: Eukaryota; Metazoa; Chordata; Testudines; Emydidae. Gene Ontology annotation, cellular component: endoplasmic reticulum; Golgi membrane.